AUGAGGUCAAAACCCACUAAUGCUAUCCAAGCAAACGGCAGGAACAUCACCGCCGCUACUGCCAACAUUGCAACGCGUGCUGCCUCAUUCUGGCGACGAUCAUUGAUGAAAGUAGCGUUUAAGGUCACGUUGGCCGUGCGCCUGAACCCAGUAGCAUGUCCCAACUCAGGGAAGGUUUUCAUGCGUAGUGCUACCGUCCAUACGGUAACGAAAAAGCCGAAAAAAGCGAUGAACGUAACUAACCUUCGUAUCAUGCAAGCGGUUGGAAGCUUCUCUGCCGGCUCGUUAAGAGUAACGAUAAUCGUAGAAUGA
This is a messenger RNA of Soboliphyme baturini, 312 nucleotides long. The record is from the annotation of a GenBank genome assembly. NCBI's taxonomy places the organism in Eukaryota, Metazoa, Nematoda, Enoplea, Dioctophymatida, Soboliphymatidae.